AAUUGAGCAAGGGAGCUUCUUUCUCUCGAGGUUGCCUCCGCGACGCGGUCGGGUACAGUACUAACAUAGUAUAAAACUUUGGCGUAUAAAUCACCCUAAUCUCGAAAUCGCUGUCAGUGAUACUAAUCAGCCCUCCAAUCCCUUCACGCCACAUCCUCCCCUUUCUCCUCCUCUCCUCCUCACCGUCAUCAACAGCGCCCACUACAUGUCUCAAAAGCCAAGCGCUAUCAUUUUCGGUGGUCUAAAUACAUGUUCACGAGCACUCGCAGCAUUGCUAGUCCCACCCGAGGGGGAGAGACUCGUUUCGCACCUUCGUAUUGUCGAUAGAUUCUCUGUUUAUCCACCCACAACAUAUCUGGGUGCAGAAUUCCCAAAGGUCCUGGCUCAACCCGAUGUUGAAUAUCGGCAAGCCAAUUUAACUGUUCCUUCUGCGGUCGCAUCUGCUUUUGAUCCCCCGUCAGGCAAGGCACCCUACUCAUACGUCUUCGAUCUCACUGGUGAGACCAAUCAUGACCGCAGUGAAGUUAUUGCGAUCAAAUUGACUUUCACCGUUGCUCGCAUCAUCGGUCUGGAGGCUGCCCGUAGAAAAGUCAAUGCUUACGUACGACUACAGCAACCUGUGUAUGAAACAUCAGACAAGGGUCCGCAUGACGAGAAGGAAGAUGUCAAGCCUGUACGACCAUUAGAUGUCUGGUGGCAUGAGACGCUUCGAAUGCUAGCUUCUAUCGAUGACCUUCCUCUCGUCAUCCUGCGAAUUGGAUUUGUAUAUGGCCCUUACGUCGAGUUCGGACUCUGUAAUUUAUCUUCCUCAUUUUUUUCCGACGACAUGGGAUUAACGUUCUUGAUAGAUCCGCUAGUGAUCACCGUUGCGUCCAUCUACGGUUACAUGAAUAAACCAAUGAAAACACCAUGGGGCCCGGGAAAAGACGGCGUCAAUACAGUUCACAUAGAUGAUGUUUCGGGCGGUCUAUGGGCAUGUGCAGAAUGGAUGGCUUCACUUGGCCGUCAACAGGCAAUUUUAAUUGCAGGAGAGAAAAUUUAUUUCCAUAAUGACAAAUCCAAGGUCAAGGAUAUCGAGGGCACGUGCAUACCUGAUGCACAACCCAUAGCGCCUGUCUUUAACUUGGUUGACGACUCAGAGAUGACUAUGGCUAAGGGCGGGUCAAUGAUCACGGAAUUCUUCGGCACGACGUUUGAGUUUUACUCGUUCUUUGAAAAUGCCUUGGCAAAGCUUAAACUCGACGAUGUCGUCGAAGAAAUCAACGAGCACCACGUGGGUACCUGGACUGAAAUGCUUCAGACGUCCAACCCUCCGAUUGGCCAGACCCCACUCGAUGCCUAUAUGGACCAGUGGGCUCUAUCACGACGCAAACUUUCCUACAGCAAUAACAAAAUCAAGAAAGUCAUUGGAUACAAGCUUAUACGUCCGCAGUUCACACACGACGCGCUUCGCGAAGUGGUGGACAAGUGGAAAGCGGAGGGCUCCUGGCCAGCACUCGAAGGUCGUUAGACUAUUCCAUGAACAACCGUCGGUGUUGUGCAUUUAUUUGAUAAGUUGCUUUGUUGUGAUCCUAGCCUGGAAUGUUUUUUGUUGUUAACCUUCUCUGCAUUCUAUAGUCGUAUCCAUGUUCCUUACGCACUGCGUUCACCCGUCAUGUCACUGUUCAUAUUCGUUGCAUUUUGUUUGUUUGCUAUACGUACUAAUACUGUGGUCAAUAAUGGAAUAAUAACGUGUUGUAACUCGAUCGAAGCUUUU
This is a messenger RNA of Suillus subaureus, 1756 nucleotides long. RefSeq lists its product as uncharacterized. The coding region runs from base 206 to 1510 and encodes 434 amino acids. The transcript has 10 exons. The record is from RefSeq and is a predicted model, not a curated record. NCBI's taxonomy places the organism in Eukaryota, Fungi, Basidiomycota, Agaricomycetes, Boletales, Suillaceae.